Cynara cardunculus var. scolymus (artichoke) is the source of this 1113-nucleotide messenger RNA. RefSeq names its product agglutinin-like. Bases 1 to 1113 code for a protein of 370 amino acids. NCBI's taxonomy places the organism in Eukaryota, Viridiplantae, Streptophyta, Magnoliopsida, Asterales, Asteraceae. The record is from RefSeq and is a predicted model, not a curated record. The transcript has 5 exons. Gene Ontology annotation, molecular function: carbohydrate binding.
AUGGUAAUUAGGGUUCAUCUUUCAACCCGUCUGAUCAGUUUCUUUUAUAUGAUAAAUGGUAUUCGCUCAUUUGAAAUUCGAAAAGCAAUCAAGCACUGUUGUUUACCGUCCGAUGAGCAUGGAGAUAAAAAUAAUUAUGAAGGAUGCAUAAGUCAUGGACCAUGGGGUGGUUCAAAGGGGAAAAGCUGGACUUAUAAGCCCAAAGGUGUCACGAAAAAGAUAACUGUUACACAUUCGAUGGUUAUCAAUUUCAUCAAAUUCCAAAGCAAAGGUCGUACAGGUGAAAUUGAAAGCGGCUAUUAUGGUGGAAUCUGUGGCAAUCAGAAGGACACGAUUUGCAUCGACUACCCUAAUGAAUACUUAACGUCAAUAAGUGGGACAUUUGGCAACUACUUUGGGUAUGUGUUCGUGAAGUCAUUAUGCUUUGUCACAAAUCAGAAAUAUUAUGGUCCUUAUGGGUUGGAUGUUGGUACUCCAUUUUCAUAUGACGGGAAAGGUGGUGUGAUUGUGGGAUUUCAUGGACGUGUUAGCACACACCUUGAUGCUAUUGGGAUAUAUGUGAUGCCUGAAUCACUUGCAUUUGGUCGAAACUCUACAACUAAAGACAAUUCCAUGCAUGAGUUAUGUUCUACCAGUAUAUCUAGAAUGUCAAUGCCAAGGGAGGCAGGACCUUGGGGGGUUUCUGGAGGUAAACCUUGGGAUGAUGGGGUAUUCUCUACUGUCAAACAAGUCCAUGUUCACGUUGGAGAGUCGUUGAAGGUGAUUUAUUCUGUGCAAUUUAAAUACGUUAAAUGGGAUGCUAAAGUAGUUUUAUCGCCAAUGCAUGGAGGAACAGGUGGAGAUCAAAUCGAAUCGGUUAAUUUGGAUGGUACAGAUGAGUAUUUGACUGGGAUCUCAGGAUUUUAUGGACCCGUAUACGGAUAUAAUGGAUUGGAAGCUAUAACGUCUAUCACUUUUCACACAAAUAAGAUGAAACAUGGGCCUUAUGGAGAAGAAAUUGGUGCAGGCUAUACUUAUUUCACUUCAAGUGUAUCUCCUGGGAAAGUAGUUGGUUUUCAUGGCAGGAAUUAUGGUUUCUUAAGUGCAAUCGGUGUUCAUAUGGACUAUUUCUGA